GUUUCAGUUAAAUUUCGUGAAUUUUGUUCUUCGUUAUAUUGCAAUUUCCAAUGCGUCAAAUUACAAACAAUGCUACUGGAUGUGUUUCUCUAUACAUUCGAAUGAUACUGUUUCAAACGUGAAAUCAACAUAUUUGAUAAAAUAUAAAAAAUGGCGAUCUGAAAAACAAUAAUUUCGAAGCAAAUCUAAACAUCCUAGAAACACAGGGAAGAUGCAAACAAUCAAGUGUGUCGUAGUAGGAGACGGAGCAGUAGGUAAAACUUGCCUGCUGAUUUCGUACACCACCAACAAAUUUCCAUCGGAAUAUGUUCCAACGGUAUUUGACAAUUAUGCUGUUACCGUCAUGAUCGGUGGUGAACCAUAUACUUUGGGAUUAUUCGAUACAGCUGGUCAAGAGGAUUACGAUCGAUUACGUCCUUUAAGUUAUCCCCAAACGGACGUGUUUCUUGUUUGUUUUUCUGUUGUCUCGCCAUCGUCGUUCGAAAACGUUAAGGAGAAGUGGGUUCCAGAAAUAACUCAUCAUUGUCAAAAAACACCGUUCUUAUUAGUCGGUACACAAAUUGAUUUGCGAGACGAUGCCGCCACAAUUGAGAAGCUUGCAAAAAAUAAACAAAAGCCUAUAUCGGCUGAACAAGGUGAAAAACUUGCCAAAGAGCUUAAAGCGGUUAAAUAUGUCGAGUGCAGUGCUCUUACACAGUUUCUUCAAUUUUCAGAAAGGUUUAAAAAAUGUGUUCGACGAAGCAAUCUUGGCAGCUUUGGAGCCUCCAGAGCCAGUCAGAAGAAGACGGUGUAUCGUUUUGUAGAACGUAACCAACCAACAUUUUUUCUACAAUCUAUUAGCGAUGUUCAGUCGAGGACUGUGAGUUCCAUCGUACGGUGCAUGCAAGAAUAUUUUCGAGUACCGAUAGUUUUGAUAUCCAAACAUCGGUAACCAUCUGCCUUUUGUUUUUUACUUGUUCGGUAGCUAUUCGCGAUACGAACGAAAAAGUUUACAAAAUAAAAAGAAACAAGGCAUUUUAUCUACAAGGAAACUGCGUAUACAUGUAUGUACGUAUAUCUUACUGUCGAUCAACUUGUUAUGAGCAAAAAGGAGAAAAGAUGAGAGAGAAAAGGAAAGGAAAGAAAAGAAAACCUCGAUACUUUGACGACCGCACGGGAGAAAUAACGUCUCUUCACGGAGAUAAUUGUGACCAUCCAUGUACGAACUUGAUAUGAGAAACCUGUAAAACAUUCUUCUACUUAACAUGUAAGACGUUUUUAUUAAUAAAUUAGUAGUGUGAAUUUUUUAAUAAAUCAGUUUAAAAAAAAAAAA
Molecule: messenger RNA, 1312 nt
Organism: Osmia lignaria (orchard mason bee)
Lineage: Eukaryota; Metazoa; Arthropoda; Insecta; Hymenoptera; Megachilidae
Product: cdc42 homolog
Biological process (GO): small GTPase-mediated signal transduction
Molecular function (GO): GTPase activity; GTP binding
Source: RefSeq, a predicted model, not a curated record